UGGGUGAUGCUUCAUGACCAAAAGGGCUUCGUUCCCCUUUCUAAUGAACGUGUGAUUUACACCUCGCCGCCACGUACCAGCUUUGCGCUCACCCCGCCCUCGGGCUACAAAGGCCCUGAGAAAUUGUCAAUCCAGAGCAGCGCCGGCUGCAUUUACCUCACGAACCAACGAAUUGUCUACCUCCCUUCUCAAUCACAAUCCAGCGAUAUCCAGUCUUUCUCAUCCCCUCUCCUCAACGUUCGCGACUCCCACGUUUCUGCACCUUUCUUCGGUCCUAAUGUCUGGACCGCUCUCAUACAACCCGUCUCAGGUGGAGGCAUUUCGCCGUCCCUUCCAGCUGUCCAGGCUAAGGUAACCUUCAAAGAAGGUGGGGCUUUCGACUUUCACACAAACUUCGAGCGCAUCAAAGAGCGACUCGAACAAGCAGUGGAAAAUACUGGCGAGGGCGCCCAAGGGCUGCGUAGUGUUGACCUUUCGGCGGUGCAUCUGGAAGAGCUACCAGCGUACGAGGGCCCAAGCAAUCCUGCUGUGCAAGAGGACUCGAAUGACACAAUUGCUAUUCCUGCGAAUAACCAAAGAGCAUCCAUCUUGGUAGCUGACCCUGUGGAGCCUCCGCCAGGGUACGAGGAAGUCCAACAGCAGAGUGUGGCACAAGUACUGGAGGAACGGUUGCGCCAGGCCAGCUGA
Molecule: messenger RNA, 687 nt
Organism: Penicillium chermesinum
Lineage: Eukaryota; Fungi; Ascomycota; Eurotiomycetes; Eurotiales; Aspergillaceae
Product: GRAM domain-containing protein
Exons: 2
Biological process (GO): positive regulation of DNA-templated transcription
Cellular component (GO): nucleus
Molecular function (GO): transcription coactivator activity; chromatin DNA binding
Source: RefSeq, a predicted model, not a curated record